AUGCACAUUGUAGUUGCCGUGCUGCUCGGAAUGUCCAUCAGCAUGCUAGUGGGGUGGUUUGUGCGGCCGAUGACAGCCGGUCAAAAUCUGCGCAAGAACCUACGCAACACCCUGGCAUCUCUGCGCGACCUGCUGCCACAGCUGCUGGAGCCGAUUGUUAGUGAUGUGACUCCGUCGAAUACGCAGCAGAAGCUGCACGGCGCCAAGCCAGAAGAGCUGAAAGAGGGUCUGCGGCUGCACCGCCAAAAACUGCAGUCGCUAAAGAAGCAGCUGUCGGAAAUCACAUUGGAGCCCACGGAGUGGCACAUCUGGGCACGGCGGCGGAAGCUCGCGGCCCUGGUGGCGUGUCUGGACGGCCUGAGUCUGCAUCUGAGCAGCAUGAGCAGCGGUCUGGAGCUGCGCGUCAUUGACCAUAACUCUGACGCUUAUGAAGGCGAUCUCGACACGGCGGCAUACUCGGCCGUUAUUCAGCGGAUCCGUGCUCCGCUAAUGACGCUCGGGCUGGACAUGGUCGACAAUGCGCUGGACCGUGACCAGCAGCAGAGCUUGCGUCUAUUCUCCAGCUACUACGAUGGUAUCUGCGAGUGCGACGACUCGCCAGUGCACAUAAACGAGUUCGAGAUCCCUCAGAAUCCUGCUGAAUGUAGCGGGGUCUGCAAUCGGUGCGGCAGGCAUCGCGAUUACGAUCCAGUGACCACGAAGAUCAUGCGGCUACGGGCGGAGAUGGUUGAUGUGAUCCAGGCGUUCCAGGAGGACUACGACGAAGCGGUCAAUGAUCUUGCUAGCCUUCCCAUUAGCCCGCGUCUGCGCGCGUCGAUGGCUGGCCCGAUCAUGGAUUCGCCAGCCACCUGGACCCAGCCGCCGACCAUGGACUCGUUGCGCGACGGCAUCGGCCAGAAGAAAUCGACGACGACCGAAGAGCAGCUAUUCAUCGUGUAUUUCUUUGUCUUCAGUAUGCGCGAGUUUGUCGACGAGUUGUUUGGCAUCCUGCCACAAGUCGCUGCCGUAUGCCGUCCGCCGCGGCCCUUUAGGCAGACAUUCCGGCGGGCAAUGCAGCCGCGCAAGCUGACAGCCAAGGCACGGGCAUUUGUAGUAUGGGUGGUGGGUCUGUUCUGGGCACUGUGGAAUACCGGCGCGACAACCGAACUUGAGGCACGCUAUGAGGUAGCACAGUUUGCCGACCCACGUUCUCUACACGCGCCGCGGCCCAUGACCAAGGUCCAGCGCAUGUCGCAUGCGAUCUGGAAGGCGUGCAUGUGGGCGCGGCGCCUCAACGUCAAGUUUGCGACAAAGUACGCAUUGCUUAUCACAAUCCUGUCGCUGCCGUGCUACUGGAGCAUGGAGACGUACCUGGAGUACCGCCGCCAGCGACUCGAGUGGAUGGUGAUAUCUGCUGCUGCAAUCAUGGUGCCGACCGUGGGCGGAUCGGCGCUGGUCAGUGUGUAUCGGAUCCUUGGAACAUGUGCCGGGGGUCUCGCUGCAUUCCUGGUGUAUGAAGUGGGCAAGGAUACACCGGCAUUGGCAUACGCUCUGCUGGUGAUGUUCUCGGUCCCAUGCUUCCACAUUAUUCUGAACGGCAAGUAUCCCAAGAUCGGGCAGUUUGCACUGAUUACCUUUGGCGUCAUCCUCAUCAACAAGUGGGUUGCACGCGAGGAUCAGAUGGAGAGCGCCUUUUCUCUGGCUAUGCGCCGAACACUGUCGGUUGCGUUUGGUGUCAUGGCUGGCAUGCUCGUCACUAUGUACGUCUGGCCAUACGAAGCGCGUGUGCGCGUACGCCAGGCCUUGAGCUGGUGGCUGCAGACCGGGUCGAUGCUGUAUGAUCAGCUGUGGAAUUCGUUGUGGCUCUCCUACGCCACACCAGCACAGAACGCAGCAGCACAUUCGGCACUGCAGACCGGGCAAGCGCAAGCUGUGUCGGAGCCAGCUGAAUGGCAUGCACUGACAACUACGCUGUUGAACGACACGCAAAAUGAGCCACGGCUCAAGGGUCCGUUCCCAAUCGACGCCUACAAGCGCAUCUUGAAUGCCUGCCAGCGCGUGUUGGAUGCCAUGGUUGCUGCGCGCUGGGUUAUGCUGCCAGUGCCCAUGGUCGUUGCUUCGCGGCUGGACCAGUUCCCGCCGCUGCCGCCAGCGGCUUCAGAGCGCCCAGCGACAGCCGACACAAUCCAGAAGACUGAUGCCUUCUGCAGAAACGAGUUCGAGGCUCCAGCGCCCCCUGAGUUGGUUGUGGACACUACUGAGUUGGCCCCGAUCGAGCGCUUGUCGGCAGCCGAUAUCAAGAACCAGCUGGAUAAUUGCAGGCAGCACCAGCGGCAUAGCAGCUCAGAAUCUGACGAGGGUGACCAUGGCUACAGAACAUUCCCCACAGCUCGUCGCUCGCAGUCACGCAUGUCACAGUCUUCAUCUGUGUCUUUGCCCGACAGCACCACCGACAGCAGCGUUCUUGAGAGCGGAAAUACUACUGAAGAAGAGGAGGGUCGAAUCCUGCUUGAUCUGCCCAUUGGCAUGGCAUCAACUGUGAUGCUUGAGCGCGAGCAACUCGAACUAGACCGCCUGGUUAUCAGUGGGCAGCAUUCUACCCCACACAGCCCCCGGCUCCGGCCCCAGUCAUCAGGCAGCGUUGGUAGAUCCAGUCCCGCCAACGCCGACGCCUACGACUCUGACGAUGAUGGCGAAAUCCACAGUCACGGGUAUGUACGGGAGCGCUAUGAAGGCGAGAUCUCGCAGCGCAUCAGCAAGAUCGUUGAGGAGGACCUGCUGAAACGCACUGCCGCUGUGCGUGAACAGCGCGAUGCAUUGGUAGCCCUAACCAUGUACGUCUUGGCAUCGGCUCUUAUCCUCAAAACGCCGUUGCCGGCGGUUCUCCCCCCAAUCCAUGCUGCGCAGAGGCGAGUGGCCGAGGCACUGAGCGAUAUCCUUGACCCGACGGCCACUGCGGUAAGCCAUAUCGCUGGUCUGGAUAGUUUGCCAUCAGACGAUGGCGAGGAUCUGGACGCGGAAAAGGAACAAAUUGUGCAGCGUGCUGUGGCCAGGAUCCGGUAUGUCUUCUACUACACCCAGGUCAUGCUGGGAUGGGAGAUUGUGCAGGAGCUCAGCAUUGUCGGCGGCCUGAUGCGCGAGCUGUAUGGAUCGUACGGGGCUGCUUCGUCGUCGCUGACACUGCCUCGGUAA
This is a messenger RNA of Linderina pennispora, 3171 nucleotides long. RefSeq lists its product as uncharacterized. The record is from RefSeq and is a predicted model, not a curated record. NCBI's taxonomy places the organism in Eukaryota, Fungi, Kickxellomycota, Kickxellomycetes, Kickxellales, Kickxellaceae. The transcript has 3 exons. Bases 1 to 3171 code for a protein of 1056 amino acids.